Messenger RNA from Eptesicus fuscus (big brown bat), 438 nucleotides. RefSeq names its product ribonuclease 4. Gene Ontology annotation, molecular function: nucleic acid binding; RNA nuclease activity. The transcript has a single exon. Bases 1 to 438 code for a protein of 145 amino acids. The record is from RefSeq and is a predicted model, not a curated record. Lineage: Eukaryota; Metazoa; Chordata; Mammalia; Chiroptera; Vespertilionidae.
AUGGCUCUCCAGAAGACCUUUUCAUUGCUUCUGCUCUUGCUACAGAUGCUGCUGGGGCUGGGGCUGGUGCAACCCUCCUAUGGCCAGUCCAUGUACCAACAAUUCCUGAGGCAACAUGUGGACUCUGAAGAGACAGGUGGCACUGACUUGUACUGCAACACGAUUAUGCAAACAUGGGGGAUGACGAGGCCUACCUGCAAGCAAUUCAACACCUUCAUCCAAGCAGACAUCGGGGCCAUUAAUAACAUCUGCAGGAACCUCAACAUCCAGUGCAAGAAUGGCAAGAUGAACUGCCAUAAGGGUGUAGUGAGAGUCAUAGACUGCAGGCUUACAACAGGUUCCCCGGGAAACUGCAGAUAUGAGGGCAGGGGUAGCUCUAGGAAUGUGGUCAUUGCCUGUGAUGGUAAACCCCCAGUCCCUGUGCACUUUGACGGAUAG